This is a messenger RNA of Myripristis murdjan (pinecone soldierfish), 2021 nucleotides long. RefSeq names its product sperm-tail PG-rich repeat containing 2 (gene stpg2). Bases 165 to 1922 code for a protein of 585 amino acids. The record is from RefSeq and is a predicted model, not a curated record. The transcript is spliced from 14 exons. Lineage: Eukaryota; Metazoa; Chordata; Actinopteri; Holocentriformes; Holocentridae.
AAUCACACGGAGUGCAGAGGGCAGCUGUAGUGAAGGCAUUUUUACUUCGGGGUUACACAAAUGCAUAAAAAUGACAGCUAGGCGUCAGCUCGGGGCCACACGACGCAGGUGUCUGCAGUUCUGACGUUUUGUUAAAUUGUUUGUUUAACAACAAAACAACAACAAUGUACGGCCGGGCUCCACGAGUCACCUUCAUGACAGAGGGCAGCUCCCCGUCCAGCGUCGGCCCUGGCUCCUACGAUGUCAUCCAAAACAAGCACAGCGAGUCAGAUCACUUUGCUCCAUUCCUGUCUUUGGUCAGCAGAGACUCAGUGUUCAGCCAGUCCAUUGAGGCCAUGGCCAUGCCAGGGCCUGCACAUUACAACCUUUCACAUGUCAAGCCAUUCAUUCAGGGUGGCCAAAGUCUUCAGAACCGCUCCAAGCGUUUUGAGGAUGUGGUGUCUGAGGGUCCAGGCCCUGGGGCUUACAACGUCUUACCCUCCUCGGGCAACACACUGAGGGCCGUGUUGGCUAAUGUGGGGCCUGCUGCAAAACCCAGCAACAAAAUGGGGCUGCAGGCGGCGCCUAACGCUCUCCGUCUCGUUCGUCACUCAGAUAUCCCAUCAAUUCCCUCCCCAUGCCAGGCCUAUGGCUAUGAGGAGGAUGCUCGGGGUGUGCUCUUCAAGCAGCCCCCCCCGCCCAGGGACACAACGCUCGGGCCAGCCUACUACAGCCCACUGCCUCCAGAGCUGACAUCUGCCCACAAGUAUAAGGGAGUUCACUUUGGCAACAUGACAGGGAAACGAGGCACGGUGAAGGUGAAGGAGGGUCCAGGUCCAGGACAGUAUCACCCUGAGAUUUCACCAGUAACCCACUAUGAGAACGUGAACCUUUGUAAGGAGCAGAGGGGGAAGGCCGAGCUUCUUGUCCCGCGCUACCAUGAACUGAUGACCAAGCAAGAGGAAAAGAAGGGGGUUCCAGGCCCAGGCCAGUACCACAUUAGAAGCCAGUUUGAAAAGCCUUUGAAUCCUUUCAGCAACCGGCCCAUCUGCACUGCCCCCUUCCUCUCUCAGGCAAAGAGGUUUAGCCCUGUGAAGGAGGCGUCCCCCCCUGUUGGCGAGUAUGACGACCCUCGCUGUGCCAUGGAGCUGCUGAAGAGAACCACAGGGGUGAAGAAAAGCCCCUUUGGUGUCACCUCAGUGCGUUUCAGCCCCGAUGACAGAAAAGAAUCCACGCCAGGUCCUGGGUCCUAUGACGUGUUUUAUCAGGGUUUAGCCCAGGAGAGUUUUAAGAAGGCCUUUCUAGGCAACACCAGGAGGGGAGGCUUUGGCUCCACCGCUCAACGCAUCACUGUCUUCCACAAAGAGCAGAUUCAGGCCCCCUGCCCCGGACAGUAUGAGGUUGAGAAGAAGACAGAUGAGCAUUAUAAGGAGCAGCACACGGCGGCAUUCAAAUCAGCCACAGAGCGGCUGGUGUUAUCACUGCUGGCUAAAGACUCACCUCCUCCAAACAGCUACAAUGUGAGCAAGGCGUUUGGGAAGGCUAACAGCCACACCUCCUCACAACCACGAAGCGAUGGAGCCAAGAGACGGCAGAGCUGCUUCCUCUUUGCUGCACCGCGGGAGGCCUCCUUCCUACCAAAGAAGCCCAAUGUACCAGGCCCAGGUCAGUACAACCCCAGUGUGAAAUCCUCAUGUCAGAAGGCUCUGAUCUCCUCCAGAGAGGAUCGAUUCAAAGCCUCCAUGAACACCAACCCUGGACCUGGCGCUUAUCAGCUGAGUCCAGGUAUCAUGCACACGGUACUGAAGGGCACCUUCAAUAUUACUCUUAGCAACCGUCUUGGCUCCUGCAGUUGCCCCCCUGUGGCCCCUGGCCACCUAAAGGGCCCCAAGGCUUCUGGUGGAGCCCCCCCCAACACCUUCAUCCCCACCCGCACUUCCUAGAGCCCCUCAGGGUUCAAAGUUCAGAGGCAGCUGAUUAGAGGAAAAUCAUGGCUGUGUGCUCUUUUUUCUGUCACAAAUUUACAGUAAAGACAUUGAUCA